Cladophialophora psammophila CBS 110553 is the source of this 840-nucleotide messenger RNA. RefSeq lists its product as uncharacterized. The record is from RefSeq and is a predicted model, not a curated record. Gene Ontology annotation, cellular component: plasma membrane. Lineage: Eukaryota; Fungi; Ascomycota; Eurotiomycetes; Chaetothyriales; Herpotrichiellaceae. The transcript has a single exon. Bases 1 to 840 code for a protein of 279 amino acids.
AUGCUGGCAAAGUCCGUCGGGCCUCGAACACAAGCCCUUCCUCUUAUCGCACCAGGCCUUGUGCACAACCGUGGCGCUGGCAUCCGCAUGGCUAUGGAAGCGGGCGCCGCAACAUCCGGCGCAUUUGACGGCAUCCACAGCGAGAUUGUUGACGCGCGUACUACCAAGCCGGACGCAGUCAUCUGGGGUCACUGCUAUGGCAUAGUUGUGAAUGGCGACUGCAAACGGUUUUACGAUGAAGCGAAAAGACAUCUCUUCUUUGAAAUGAUCGCCCUGGAAGCCUGGCGUGACCAGAAAAAUGAGGCGUACUUGAUCUUCGACAAGCCUGUCUCUGACAAGUUUCGCCCUGGCUGGGUCUAUCAAACAACAGACAUUGAUCCGGAGGAGGCACCUACCAUUGCUGAACUGGCGCAAAGUCUUGGGCUAGAGCCUGCCAAGCUGGAGCACACCGUUCAGGAGUUUAACGCAGCCUGUAACGACAAGCCAUGGGACACCAUAGAGUUCGACGGCAAAGCGACAACGGGCCUGUCGCCUCAUAAGACCAAUCAGGCGAAUCCAAUUGCCGUUCCGCCAUUCUAUGGGUUCCCAUUGAAGACGACCCUCACUUUCACCAACGGAGGUCUGACGACGGACCUCGAGUGUAGGGUCGUCGCAGUAAAUAUCAUUCAAAUACCUGGAUUGUAUGCCGCUGGAGAGCCCACGGGAGCGUUCCCCAUUGAGAAUAGAAUUAUUGGUGCACAGUAUCCCCCAAUGACAACGGUGCUGCGCUCUCUGGCCUUUGGCCCGAUUGCUAGGACAGCAAUUGCCGGACAGUUGAAUGCGUAUGGUAGUCAACUGUAG